AUCAGGUAUCAGAUUUCCCUGACCUCAUUAGACACGCCCACAAACUUAGUGCGGAAGAGGGUGAAUUUGAACCGGAAUCAUGGCAGAGACGGACGAGGCCGACGUUCAAACAAAGAAAAGCAAAACCCUCAUCGUACGGCAUCUGCCCAGAGAACUCAACAGAGAUGAGAAAGAGGAUCUUCUGAAAUAUUUUGGUGCCUCUUCCGUCAGAGCGCUGUCAGACAAGGGACCACUAAAGCAUAUGGCAUUUGCAACUUUCAGCAGUCAGACCUCAGCCUCUAAGGCGCUAAACAGACUUCAUCAGCUGAGAAUCCUUGGUCACACACUAGUGGUUGAGUUUGCUAAAGAUCAGGACAAUGCCAGUGUUUUGAAAGACCCACCUGUGUCUAACAGUGGUGCUGGUGCUAAAGCUGAAAAGGGGAAGAAAGAAAAACAACAUCAACACAAUGUUCCUAUGAUGGACAACAGCAUUGCUCCCAGUCUGGGGUUGAAAUUUCAAACAAAUCCAACGCUGAAAUAUUUAUACCCUCCUCCUUCAAGUGGAAUUUUGACAAACAUUUCACACACACUUUUGAGCGUACCCAAGUUCUAUGUUCAAGUUCUUCACUUGAUGAAUAAGAUGAACCUCCCCAGCCCAUUUGGGCCGGUGACCGCUCGUCCACCAAUGUUUGAGAUGCCCCCAGGCCCACUGCCGCCCAUGCCCCCACCCUUCCCCCCACAGAACCCUCCACUGCCGGAGCAUGAGGAGGGGGCGUCGGGCAGUGAAGAAGAAUCCGAGUAUGAGAGUGGAGAUGAAGAUAAAGAGAGGAUGAUCAGACUGAUGGGCCUUGUUAACCAGGCAUGCAAAAGACCGCUGAGAGCAAAAACGUCUUCCAAGAGAAAGAAACCCAAACUAAAAGAUUUCCUGUUUAUUCCCAAACCGGAUUCCCACGGACCCUCAGGCCCAGCCCUGCGGCCAGCAGACGUGUUCGAGCAACCUCAGAUGCUAGGACAGAAAAAAAUUGAGUUCCAUAUAUCGGCUGAGGUGUCCACCAUCCUCGAGGGGCCCGUACCGAAUCAAGAGCGGCAAAUCGCAGAUGCGACUGAAGACACGGCAGAGAAGGAGGUUUCCGCUCAGGAAGCCUCAGAAGGGUUCGGGAAGAUCUACCCAAGCGCUCAGGUCCCCAGACAGGAGGAAGAGAAGGAGGAAGAUGAGGACAUCCCCUCGGAGUUCAUCUCUAGGAGAGAGCUAGAGAGAGCAAGACUCUCCAGAGACGAGAUAAAGAAAAUGUCUGUGUUUAAAAAUUACGAACCCGGAGAACCAACCUGCAGACUUUACGUUAAGAAUAUUGCAAAGCAAGUUGAAAAAAAAGAUUUGAAGUUCAUCUAUGGCCGGUAUAUCGACAUCUCCUCAGAGGAGGAGAGAAACAUGUUUGAUAUUGUUUUGUUGAGAGAGGGGAGGAUGAAAGGUCAGGCCUUCAUCGAACUCCCCAGUGAGAGAAGCGCGGAGAAGGCCUUAAAGGAGACCAAUGGAUAUAUACUCAACGACAGACCUCUUGUGGUGCAAUUCGCCAGAUCUGCAAAACCUAAACCGGAAUCUGCUGACUCAAAGAAAGGAGGGAAAAAGCACUAAACUGGUGGGUUAAGGAUCACUUUGAGAUCAACACUAUAUGUAUUGAUUUUUCAAGCUGUCCGUAUGUUGGAGUGGGUUGGUGAAAAUGUACUGAAUAUUUAUUAUUCUAGCUUCUAGAUUUUUAAGCUUGAUUUUGUUUCUAUUUGUUUAAGAUGAUGUUGCAUCAAAUUACCUCAAUCAUGAGCCUACAGGAGCUCCAUCUUUACUUCAUAUCCUUUAAAAUAUCCUUUAAAAGAGUUAUUUAAAUUGUUUGCUUUUAUCAAAAAUAUAUAGGUAAUAAUAAUAACUGAAUUCUUCCAAAUGUCAAGCAAUGUUUUUCUGCUUCAGCACUGUCCUUCAGCUUAAAAUCAAAUAAAUCCAUUGUCGCACAUAAAUCUUAUUAAUAUUCACAUAUUUUCCCUUCUAUUUUAUUGCAGACUGCCGCUGCUGAGUCCUGUUGGGCUGAAGUUCAUCAUCAUCUAUUGUAAUAUAUAUUUUUUUUAGGAACUGAUUUUGUUGAUAGGUCUUGCAAUACAGUCAAAUAAAAGGAAUUAAUACUGCCA
Molecule: messenger RNA, 2154 nt
Organism: Rhinichthys klamathensis goyatoka
Lineage: Eukaryota; Metazoa; Chordata; Actinopteri; Cypriniformes; Leuciscidae
Gene: rnpc3
Product: RNA-binding region (RNP1, RRM) containing 3
Exons: 15
Coding region: 80-1612 (510 amino acids)
Biological process (GO): mRNA splicing, via spliceosome
Cellular component (GO): U12-type spliceosomal complex
Molecular function (GO): U12 snRNA binding; pre-mRNA intronic binding; protein binding
Source: RefSeq, a predicted model, not a curated record